CUUAUUGUCUCAACAUUCAGUGGGAUAGUAGUGCCUGGCGUUCCAAACUACUACUGUACACAGUACACGGACCAUUGGCAGAGUUGGGUUUACAGCUACAAACAUCUGAUUCUGGAAGAACUGGGGAAAAGAAUGAAGAUUACAAUAGUGAUUUUUUGCUUGGUUGGGGCGGUUUAUGCCAACCCAAUUCUGUACAAAGUUAUUUUGGAGCAGAGCGAACUGGAAUCAUCAAACAUGAAUCAAACGCAAAGUUCAUCCGCCUCACAAUCUCCGGAUCAAAGUGACACUUCAGAGCUCAAGAGCUCUGAAGAAAGUACUUCAGAGGACCAAAGUUCAGAGUCUGAGUCCGAAUCAUUGGAAUCCAAUUCAGAGUCUUCCGAGAGCGUUUCUUUGGAGAGUGAGAGCCAAUCACUGGAGGACAGGACUGACUCCAAUGCUAUUGGGGAUACAAGAGACAACAGCCAAGGCAGUGAAGAAAACGUUCGAAAGAAUUGGAUCCGAGUGUUUGCCGUCCGAGUCUUGAGUGCAGAGAACAACAGCAGCUCUGAGGUCAAAGGGCAGCUGGACCUACCCACUAAUCAGGGGGCAGUGAAACAGAGCACACUCUCUCCCACCGCCUUGACAACCAACCACAGCCAGCCUGGCGAUACAGUUCAGAGCAACGCAGCCUUGGCAUUGGUAGAGAGCUUCCUCAAAGCCUCUGGUUCUCUCAGUGAGACCAGUGUCAGCAUUGAUACCAGUGACGUCAGUACUGUUAACUUUGACAUAAGAGACACAAGUAACAUCAAUGAUACCAGCGAUAGUAGCGAAAGCAGUGAAAGUAGCGAGAGCAGUGACACUAGUGAUAGUGAGAGCAGUGAUAGCAGCAAUACCAGUGAAAGUAAAGAGAGUGAUACCAGUGAGAGUGAGGAGAGACACCAGAGCCAAGCUACAGACUGCCAGAAGGGUGUGCACAGCACUGCCUGUGACAGUGAGGAAUAUUUCUUCCAAGAUAUAGGUGACGAUGGUCGUUAUCCAAUGGAUGAUUUGCUCAUGCCUGAAGAGGAGCAUAGGGAGUUGAGUUUACGAAGAUAAUGCUAACAUCCCCCAUUUGACUGUAUCAGGUUGGAUGCAUUUCAAAUGAAGCAAAGGGAGGGAGUACAGUGUAGAUCAAGCAAUAUAGUAUGACAUUGACUUCUAUGCUUUGUUUUGAUGUUGGCAUGAAAUAAAACGGAAAAUAAAUUGUUACAGAAAUAUAGGUUUAAGUGUUGAAGUAGAUGGUUUGAAGUCAUGGUUGCAAAUAUUUUUCCUAUUCAUUUGCUUUUUUCACUCAUUUUCACAUGAAGAGUUUAAUUCCAAAACACUAGAUAUCCAUUUUCAGAAAUGUUGGUAAAUUAUCUUUUAUUGUUUAUAGAAAUUAUGAUGGAGAUGGAUGUGUUUUUUCACUUUCUAAUUAUGGCAUGGGGUUGUUCAAUGAAAGACAUGUAUUUGUUUAGAAUCUAUCACUUGAUGGUUUCAUUUCAGAGACAAAUAAUCGUGUUUUUUGGCAAAAUGCUGUCACACCCUGAUCUGUUUCACCGGUCUUUGUGCUUGUCUCCACCCCCCGCCAAGUGUCACCCAUCUUCCCCAUUAUUCCCAGUGUAUUUAUACCUGUGUUCUCUGUCUGUUGCCAGUUCGUUUUAUCCGUCGAUCCUACUAGCGGUUUUCCCCUUGCUCCUGUCUUUUUCUAUAGUUCCUGUUUUAUAGUUUUCCCGGUUUUGACCAUUCUGCCUGCCCUGAGCCUGAGCCUACCUGCCGUACUGUACGUUGUCACACCGCUGCCUGCCUUGACCCUGAGACUGUCUGCAGUUCUGUCCCUUUUGACUCUGAUCUGGAUUACUGACCUCUGCCUGCCCUUGACCUGUUGUUUUGCCUGCCCCUGUUCAAGUAAUAAACUUUUGUUACUUCAA
Messenger RNA from Salvelinus fontinalis (brook trout), 1928 nucleotides. It is a transcript of the gene scpp1, whose product is annotated as secretory calcium-binding phosphoprotein 1. The record is from RefSeq and is a predicted model, not a curated record. The coding region runs from base 133 to 1074 and encodes 313 amino acids. Lineage: Eukaryota; Metazoa; Chordata; Actinopteri; Salmoniformes; Salmonidae. The transcript has 9 exons.